Aspergillus thermomutatus is the source of this 3981-nucleotide messenger RNA. RefSeq lists its product as uncharacterized. The transcript has 7 exons. Gene Ontology annotation, cellular component: membrane. The coding region runs from base 1 to 3981 and encodes 1326 amino acids. The record is from RefSeq and is a predicted model, not a curated record. NCBI's taxonomy places the organism in Eukaryota, Fungi, Ascomycota, Eurotiomycetes, Eurotiales, Aspergillaceae.
AUGGCUACAACAGCCUAUCGAAGACCUAUCGACAGAGACUCCGUGUCACCUCAACAGAUGGCUUCCAACGAAGCUCAGCAUCCUGAUGAUAAUAACAGAAAUGCCCAUAUGGACUAUUUGAACGAUGAAAAGCACAUGUUAAGAAAUCCAGAGUCCCCCCAUGGCCAGUCGCAUCGCAGCAAUUCUGCAACAACACAGAGAAAACAGGUUUCCAGUUCAUUUUCUGCAAGAGCUCAGAACCGCCCAGAGGUUAACAUAAUCCCGCCGGAAGGUUAUCCCACACCUACCUCUCGUUCCGUUAAAGGAUAUGGAGCACCUACGAGACGUCCAACCGACCCAGAAGCUGCCGCCUCGGGAUCGGCGAGGCAAAUGGAAGACGGCAAAGCGACGUCGCCAGUAGACUCUGUCAACCAAACAUCGCCGCUGAGUCGAUCUAGCACGUUACGGUCUUCAACGGAUAAGCGGCAUGACUGGGCCCCAGAUAGAUCCCCUCUCCAGAAGCUCGAAGUUACAUUGAGUGGGAUUAGCAAAGAGGAAAAAAGGGCACGCGUCUUGGAGGCUGAGAUGAAGCUUAAAGAACGAUUGGCACGUCAACAGAUGGAGGCAGAAAAUCGAAAUGCCUCUCUCGCACAACCUGCAGACAGCAACUCAAGCGGAGGCCCAAUUGGGCAUGGAGCGAUGAUUCCCCGUGAGCAGGGAGUGUCAGGACAGGCAAAGUCUAGCGCCCAAAGCCCAGGACCAACAGCCCUAUUGGUCGCUCCUGAGAUGCAAAACUCGAAGAUUAACAAUUCGAAGCCCUUUGCGGGGCCAAUUUUGAAUCACGGUAGCGUUCCCAGGCGAUCUGUGUCGGCGACUAACAGACCCGGAGGUCAUACCAUGAACACCACGAGAGAUUCUAACACGCCUCGAGACGGGAGAGAUGCUCUUGCGGUACCUGGGCCAUCACAGAAAGACCAUGCGAUGCCAAAUGUGGCCCAGAUGCCACACCCACAAUCGUAUGCUGAUGCUCGGGUCCAACAGAGUAGACCGCCCCAGAUGGCCCCUGGAGGAAAUGACCCUUAUGCACAAGGCAUAGCUUCCCAACAACCAGAAUAUCACAAGUUAAUUACAGAUACACCUAAUGCUGUACCGAACGACCUUUCCCAAGACGAGUUAGGUUCACACAUAAAGCCCAAGAGAAACACUGUUUCAUUCAAUGUGCCUCCGCCAACGCCUCCUCCGCUUUCAGAGUGGAAGAACGCACCGGUUGCACGACUCGGUGCUUCGAACUUCGACUUUCAAAAUCUCGACGUUGAUCGAAGCAAAGCCUGGUGGGAAGGUGGUGGCAGUAAUCGCAGGAAGAGCAGAGCUCUCCCGAGCACUUAUCAAAAGCCUGCUCAGAAGUUGACAGGACUGAAACGAGUUAGUAUCGACGGACCAAAUGGCUCUUUCGACAAGGAGACUUGGAGAGGUAGUAUUAUGAUUGUUACCAAAGAUUCACGCUCUUCCUAUGAGUCGCCGCCCACCCUGAGGUUAUUUUCACAGCCCAUGGAUCUCCUGCCGCCUCCGCCUGUCGAAGUCAGUGGCUCUCAGCUUGCACCAGAGUACGUCGAUCCCACAGCAGGUCUCAUGAAGCUGGGUAGGGACGGCAGGCCGCUUUAUGUCAAGCCGGUGGAUCAUACCGAGGAAGGAGUGGACUUGUCAUUCGUGGAGAAUGACGACGGAAUCUAUGAGAUGUCCCCCAGUAACCUGGAAUACAGCAGUGACGGCGUCAAGCAGCCGAUCCCUGCCAACAGGCUUCAUUUGGUGGACGGAGAAACAGUGGGAACAUACAAAGAAGUUCCCGGAGUGCGCUUGUACGCCGACUCAGCUCGAGAUGUCACUUUCUGGAGGUUCAACAUUGAAAUAGAAUUGGGCCAGACGCAACAACGAAUCGCAUACCGCUUGAACCACGGACCGGCCCUGGGAUUUUGGGUACCGGCCAGAGGGCAGUCCAUGAACAUUAUGUUCCAUACCUGCAAUGGCUUCAGCCUAGGAGUUGAUUCCAACAAAUUCUGCGGUCCUGACCCUCUUUGGCGCGACGUAUUGAACGAGCAUCAGACUCGCCCUUUGCACGUCAUGAUCGGGGGCGGUGACCAGAUCUUUAACGACAAAGUAAUGGUGGAAUCGCCCCGAUUCCAGGAAUGGGUCAGGAUAAAGAACCUGACUGACAAAUAUGACAUGCCAUUUGACCCAGAAUUUCGAGCUGAGAUAGAGAGCUUCUACCUCGAGAACUACUCGGCUUGGUUCUCACAGGGUCUUUUUUCUCUGGCCAAUUCCCAAAUCCCAAUGGUUAAUAUCUGGAACGACCACGACAUCAUUGAAGGUUUCGGGUCGUAUCCGGAUGAGUUCAUGGCUACACCUGUGAUUUCAGGACUGGGUAGAAUAGCAUUCAAGUAUUAUCUGCUCUUCCAGCAUCACAGCGUCACUGAAGAGACAGAGGCAGAUGAGCCUAGCUGGCUUCUUGGUGCGCAGCUGGGACCCUUUAUCAACCAACGAAGUCGGCAUGUGUUCAUGUCUAUGGGUAAAGACGUAGCUUUUCUGGGGUUGGAUUGCAGGACGGAGCGACUGAGCGACGAGAUACUCAGCGAGCAGACAUGUGAUUUGAUCUGGGACCGAUGCCACCGUGAGAUUGUCCGUGGAGAAACCAAGCAUCUGAUAGUGCUCUCGAGCGUUCCCGUCGCAUAUCCAAGAAUGGCAAUGCUCAAAAAUAUUAUCAAUAGUCGCAAAUCGCUGGGAAAAGCCGGGUUAUUCGGCGGCUUCGUGAACAAGAACGGCAGCAAGGUAGAAAUAUUCGACGAUCACUGGACGGCUAAACACCACAAAGCCGAACGCACUUAUUUGCUUGAGGACCUCCAAGACCUUGCAGCAGAAAAGUCCGUUCGGGUGACUAUCUUGAGCGGCGAUGUCCAUUUGGCAGCCAUCGGACAAUUCUACUCCAAUCCCAAACUGAACCUGCCCAAAGACAAGGAUUACCGAUACAUGCCGAAUGUCAUAUCUUCUGCGAUUGCAGACAUGCCAGAAACAGAAAUGGUUUCGGACAUGCUGAACAAGCGCAACCACGUUCACCACUUGGACACGAACACAGAUGAAGACAUGAUUCCCAUCUUCACCCACGACGUCAACAACAAGCUGCGCAACAACAAGCGCUUGCUUCCACGCCGGAAUUGGUGCGCAAUCCGAGAGUAUCAACCCGGCUCCACACCUCCAGGUUCGCCGGAAUCCAAACAGGUCCCUCCACCGGCUGAGGAGCCGCGUCCGGGUAAACUGCAAAGAACUCUGUCCUUGGGGCGGGGUGACAGACCUCAGGGUGGUUUGCUGCGACGACUCUCGCUGCGUGGACCUCCACCGACAAAAGAAUUCAAUCUUGGAAAUGCACCUGAUCGCCGUAUGAGCAUGGACGGACCAUUUCCUCCCGCAGAGGCCGAAGACAGCUAUUUUCCUGCUCCAGCACCAGAAUUUCGCCCGGGCCCCUUCCACCGUCGCCCUACGACGCUGAGCCAAAAGGCAGCCAAGAAAGCUGCAAAAAGGGGCGACGACGGCGUAGGCGCAUAUGUCAACCUGGAAAAGGGACUAGCUAUCACACUCAACCUGGAGCUCAACCCACAAGAUCCGUCAGGUAUCACGACGCCGUACAAGCUUCUUGUGCCCAUGCUGCGUUAUGAAGGCACUGAAUACGAUCCCCCUGCCAACCCAGUUGCCAAAGGUUGGAAGAAAUGGCUGGGUGUAAGGCGUAAGAAAGAGCGUGGUUUCGACCAGGGUGUCCCUGGCGAUGUGGAGGAUACGGAUUACGACGAUGACGCUGACUAUGAAGAAGACUAUGCGGGAAGCGAUCUCGACGAGCCCGGUGAGAGGCUGCCGGAGAAAAUGGGCCGCAUGGGCCAUACACCAGCAUUGGGGCCUGUCAAUGACGGGGCGGAGGAGACUAUCAAGCGGAAGAAGAAGUGGUUCGGAUUGGUAUGA